AUGGAAGUAGCACAAACACCCUUACAAUUAACACAAGAUCAUCAAGAUGGAAGAAUUACAGAAGACAAUACGUCGUUGCGCUGGUCACCACCGACAUCGGCACUGGUCGCUGCUGCUCUAGCGCCACCCGCAUUACGCCCCUGGCUGCCAGAUCCACCGCAUAAGAAAACCAACCACCUGGGUUUGGUCUGCGUUGUAUGCGGUGAUACUAGUUCCGGCAAGCAUUAUGGUAUUCUCGCGUGCAAUGGCUGCAGUGGAUUCUUCAAAAGAUCUGUCAGAAGAAAACUAAUAUACAGAUGUCAGGCGGGCACGGGGCGCUGCGUGGUGGACAAAGCACACAGGAACCAGUGCCAGGCAUGUCGUCUCAAGAAAUGUCUCGCCAUGGGAAUGAAUAAAGAUGCUGUACAGAACGAGAGACAACCUCGGAACACCGCCACCAUUCGACCUGAAGCACUCCGAGAUAUGGACCAAGAAAGGGCGCUGCGGGAAGCCGCAGUCGCUGUCGGUGUCUUUGGUCCGCCGGUGUCGUUGGCGAUGGCGCUAUCGCCGGCGCGGUACCCGCUGCUGUCGCCGCACUACGCGCCACUGCCGCCGCCGCCGCAACCGGACUCCUCGCGGGAACACCACGACGAACACCACUCCGACAGUGACGAUGACAGUAUCGAUGUUACUAAUGAAGAAGACUCUACAUCUUAUUCUCCGCCAGCGAUCACCAAUUACCCGCAAAAUUGUCCUCCAUACAGACCCUUAGGAGUGGAGAGUUCAGCAGAAACAGCAGCUCGACUUCUAUUUAUGGCCGUCAAAUGGGCCAAGAAUCUUCCUUCAUUCGCAAGUUUGGCUUUCAGAGAUCAAGUAAUAUUAUUGGAAGAAGCGUGGUCGGAAUUGUUCCUUCUGAACGCCAUACAAUGGUGUCUGCCAUUAGACGCCGCCUGCGCAGCGCUCUUUGGUAGUGAACAGACAGACCAAGAGAGCGGUGUUAACUCGGCAACGCUGCGUCGUCUCCGCGAAGUGCUGGCGCGAUACCGCGCUGUGUUAGUUGAUCCCGCGGAGUUUGCCUGUAUGAAAGCCAUCGUCUUAUUUAAAUCCGAGACGCGAGGUCUAAAAGACCCGCUGCAGAUCGAGAACCUGCAGGACCAGGCGCAGGUGAUGUUGAUGACACACGCGCGCACCGCACACGGCGCUGCGCCCGCGCGCUUCGGCAGGCUGCUGCUGCUGCUGCCGCUGCUGCGUCUCGUGUCCCCGCAGCUGCUGGAGAGAGAGUUCUUCGCCAAGACCAUCGGACACACGCCCAUGGAGAAGGUACUCGCUGAUAUGUAUAAGAAUUGA
Molecule: messenger RNA, 1326 nt
Organism: Papilio machaon (common yellow swallowtail)
Lineage: Eukaryota; Metazoa; Arthropoda; Insecta; Lepidoptera; Papilionidae
Gene: Hr51
Product: photoreceptor-specific nuclear receptor
Exons: 11
Coding region: 1-1326 (441 amino acids)
Biological process (GO): positive regulation of transcription by RNA polymerase II; anatomical structure development; cell differentiation
Molecular function (GO): RNA polymerase II cis-regulatory region sequence-specific DNA binding; nuclear receptor activity; zinc ion binding
Source: RefSeq, a predicted model, not a curated record